AUCCAUUUACAUAUGCAUGGGCGAGAUUGGCAGCUGCCAACGAGCCCCGCGGGAGAUAUGAAGAUGGUCUCCAAAUUGGGUUAGUUGGCUUAGUGUCGGCAUGAGUUAGGGCCACCAACAUGGCCAUAGCUUUGGAAAUGAUCUGGGGCUCGGGACAAUGCCAUUACAAAUCAAUUUGGCUAAGACUGUGGCUAACCGUUCUGUGAACCAAUAAAAACUAAUCCAACGAGCUGGUCAAAAAGACAAAGGCAUCACCGUCGAGCUGUUGACCACUGAUUUCGCGAUUCGGAUGAGUUUCAGUUUCCCUUCGACCGGGAACGGUAACGGACGCAUUCGAAAUACUAUAUAGUAAGCCCGACGAACAUAUUGUAUACAGCAAUGCAGUGGCAAUUGUUUACUGCCCUAGUGCUUUUUGUAGCAUGGAGUUGUCCUUCGCAAGGAGUAAGGAUAUCCGCAAACGAGAUGGAGCGACGCUUGCCGCAAAAGCAGGCAAAGAUUGGCUCCAGAAACUAUCCCAUCGAGUAUGUCCUGUUGCCGAGUGCUCGUGGUGGAUACAGAAGGCGCUAUAUUCAUAGUCUGGGAAAAGCAGCUCCUACAACAACUGAACGCCCGUUGGUUCGUGUUUGGAAUAGCUUCGUCCGCAGUGUUCAGCCCGCUUUCAGUUUCCGUAACCUGACCAAUCCGUUGGCCAACUUCUUUAACGAUGGCAGUACGAACAUCAUCGAGACGUCGCCGGUUUAUCUGCAGUCCUACGAUGAAGAUCAGGAGCUGCAGCUUGAGGAACCAGCUCAAGUGGCCUCACAGGCUACCAAAAAACGCAAGCGAAAGCGCCGCAAGCAACAAAAGCGCCGACCGAGCUACGACUCGGCGGAGAACGAUGAUGCCUACAGCCCUUACGAUCCCUACUUUGUGCCACCUUCUCCGCCGCGGUCCGCCGAGCCGAUGUUCUUCUACGACACCAAUUCCGGUAGCUACUACGGAGUACAGCGCUUCAGUCCUCAGGAUUUCCAAUCUAAUUUUUACGGCAGCUUUUUAUUCCGCCGCCUAGGGAGGCAGAGGAUGUGGAAGGCGAGCAUGAGGAAGAGGCGCCCGUAAUGAGAAGACUCGGAACCAGAAAGGUGACCCUACUUCGACCACUGCCCCUAUUGUCGGCCAAGGGCCAAUCAUUGACGAAGCUAUUAGAAGUCAGCAAACCGGAGCAUCCCAUUGAGAAUGAAGAUGCAGCAGAGGAAACAGACAGCAGCGCACCGAGCGAUGCACCGACUAGCGAUGACGACGAUGGUGAUGUCGAAGCCCAUUCACCGCUCUCCGAGAGCAUGCGCAAUACUCUUGGCACGUAUAUGCGCGACGAUAGCCACACCCGCCAGCGCCAGAGACUCGCUAGCGAUGCAGCAGGGGCUAACGAUUCCGCCGCCAAAGUUUCGCCACGCCAUCAUCAACGACACCUUGCCCGGCUGAGCUCCUGGUAAUCCAUGCUAAGCUAUAAACUAUAAACUCUUUACUUAUGGAU
Molecule: messenger RNA, 1510 nt
Organism: Drosophila melanogaster (fruit fly)
Lineage: Eukaryota; Metazoa; Arthropoda; Insecta; Diptera; Drosophilidae
Exons: 2
Source: RefSeq, marked reviewed